GUCAGAGACGGUGCAAUUCUCGCACAUGCGCAUCGAUGCGACAUCAUUGCCUUUAACACACGUUACGUUGCAGCUUUAUAGUUUAGUUAUUCGCGCGCUUUUGUAUCGCAUAGAUCUAAGCCAUCUGAAGUGAAUAUAUAUUUAACGUUGCGCUUUCUAAAACAAUAUUUUGUUUCGAUUUUUCAUGAGCCGUAUACAUUCGAAUUAACGAUCUUCGCCAUGGUUUCUUUCGAAUAUAGCGAAGACCGGAGCUCUUACGUGUUUAUGCCGGUGCUCGUGAGUGCUUGUGCUAUCCCAAUUUCGAUGAUCUUUUGGAUAGCGAAUGUGGCCUACUCGAUAUUGUCGCCAGAAUCUUUGAACUCUACGGAAGGAUAUCCAGUGAUCUCACCAUGGAGAUGGUUGACUGCGGUUGUGAUACCGUUUUUGUGCGCUUUUUGGGGUUUCCGUAGGAAAUCUGUAGACAUCAGUGGUGCACUUUUCGGUUUGUUCCUGGGUUUUAUAUUAACGCUCUCGAAUUUCGCUCACUUGAUGGCCAUCAUGACGUUUUUCAUCACUUCGUCCAAAGCUACAAAAUUUCGGUCAGCACGAAAGAAAAAAUUUGAAGCCGAGUUUAAGGAAGGUGGCCAGAGGAAUUGGGUGCAGGUGUUGUGUAACGGUGGGAUGGCCGCACAAUUGGGUGUGUUGUAUCUAUUGGAUGUUGGAUAUGGAGAACGACCCAUCGACUUUGACAAAGAUUAUCGAAGCUCAUGGCUAUCCAUCGGGAUAUUGGCAACAUUUGCGUGUUGCAACGGCGACACGUGGGCUUCAGAAUUCGGUACGGUGAUCGGCACUGGUGACCCUUUCCUCAUUACUACGAGGAAAAGGGUGCCAAGAGGAACGAACGGCGGUGUAUCAUGGGUAGGCCUCUUAUUUUCCUUCCUUGGCGGUUUGGUAGUUGGCCUUUCCUACUAUAUCACAGUAUUAAACACUGUCGAUACGGCUGUCCUGCAACUAGCUGCACCGCAGUGGCCUAUUGUAGUCGUCGGGGGCUUAGCUGGAUUAUUCGGUAGCAUUAUGGAUUCUAUUCUGGGCGCAACUCUACAAUAUUCUGGAAUAAAUGAGAACGGUGCUAUAGUGGAGCGACCAGCGAAAGGUGUGAAACACAUUUGCGGUAAGCAACUUCUAGAUAACCACAGUAUAAAUCUUUUGUCCAGCAUCGUUAUCGCUCUUACUUUUCCGAGGUUAUCGAAUAUCUUCUGGCCGUAAGCGAAGUCUAGAAACAAAAAAUGUUAUUGCGUCCACAAUGUAUAAAUAUCUCU
Harpegnathos saltator (Jerdon's jumping ant) is the source of this 1298-nucleotide messenger RNA. RefSeq names its product transmembrane protein 19. Gene Ontology annotation, cellular component: membrane. The record is from RefSeq and is a predicted model, not a curated record. The coding region runs from base 220 to 1245 and encodes 341 amino acids. The transcript has 6 exons. NCBI's taxonomy places the organism in Eukaryota, Metazoa, Arthropoda, Insecta, Hymenoptera, Formicidae.